Rotaria sordida is the source of this 1017-nucleotide messenger RNA. The record is from the annotation of a GenBank genome assembly. Lineage: Eukaryota; Metazoa; Rotifera; Eurotatoria; Philodinida; Philodinidae.
AUGAGCUCUUGGGAUGUCGAACGUAAACGUAAAUUGGACGAUGAAUUUGAUAAUGUUUUUCGUGAGCAUGAUCGUCUUCGACAAGAUCUUAAUACAAAUGAAAAUCGAAAAUAUGAAUCUCUCUUUAAUUUGAUUGAUAAAUGGGAAAAAGAUGCUAUAAAAAAAAUUAAAAAAACAGCCAAAACUGCACGUAAUGAUCUUCAACAAUUACUUAAAAAUAAUAAUGAUCGAUUACAACGUGCUUUACAUGAUACAGUUACAGAUGAAUUACAAGAAACAUUAGAAAAAAAAAUUAAUUUUACUGAAGCUAAUAUUGAUAAUUGGAUGGCAAAUUUAUCUGAAAUUCGUAAACAAUUAGGAACAAUUUCUUCAACAAUUGAAUUUUCACAUGAUAAAGUUAUUAAUUUAAUUAAAAUAAAACGAGAAUUUUCUAAAGAAAUAUUUCAACGAAUUAAUUUUAAUUAUCAAGAAUUUCAUUUUGAAAAAAUUCGUGGUCAACCUAAUUUUUAUAAAACUCAACAUCUUAUUAGUACUAUUCAUCCUGCAAUUAUUGUUAGUCGAAAUAAAUAUUCUAAUGGUACACAUUAUUUUCGUUUUCGUAUUGAAAAAACUAUUAAUGAACUAUUUUUUGGAAUAAUUAAUGAUAAUGAUUGUCAAAAAUUAAAAGAAAAUCUUCAUCCUAUUCAAUCAAUUUAUGGUUGGUGGAAUAUUGAUCGUCGUGUUAUUGCUGGUCGAAAAGAACCAUAUGUAUCAACACUCAAUAUAUUUGAUAAUGAUGAAAUUAUAUUUAUAAUCAAUUGUAAUGCACGUGAAAUUUUUCUUGAAUAUCCAUCAAUGAUUAAAUUAAAUUCAAUAAAAUUAAUCCAUGAUGGAUAUGAAUGUCCACCUCCAUGGAAAUUAUUAAUUGAAAUAGGCAAACCAGGUCAAUGUUUACUUAAAUUACUCGAUUGGGGUAAAAUAGCACACGGAAAAAAUCUUUCAGAUAGACAUGUACAUUGUUUUUGUUCACCUGAUUAA